UACCAAGAAGCUUGGUAGAAACAACUGGUGUUGCUAGACAAAUACCUCUUAACUUCACUGAGGAAGAAAUAAAAGAAAAUAUCAUUUCAGAUAUUCCUGUUACAGCUAUCUCAAGAAUUACCAGAAGAGAUCCCAAUGACAAAGAGAAGUUCAUUCCAACUCUCUCUGUGAAAAUAAGUUUUGAAGGCAACGAACUACCAGAAACCAUAGACAUUUUUUGCGUAAAAAUCAAAAUGGUUCACUACAUUCCUAGAGUUAGGCAUUGUUACAACUGCGGCAGACUAGGGCACACAAAAAUGGCCUGCAGAGCAGCCAACAGAUGCAUUAUCUGUGGCAAGGCAGAGGGCUGUAGUAGUAAAUGCAAUGAAACCACAAAUUCGUGCAUACUAUGCGGAGGGGAUAAUCACAAUUCACUCGAGAGCAGGAAAUGUUCUAAAUGGGCCAGAGAAAAACAGGUGGUCGAAAUUAUGACAAUAAAAAAAGUAUCUAAGUCUGAGGCGAUUGGGAUGUACAAUUUAAACAAUAAUAACCGUUUCUCAGCUCUAGAAAACUAUGAGGGAAAUUUUCCACAGUUAGAAGCAAAAAGUACAGCAAGGAUCAACAAUGAUGAAACACUACACCUAACCAUUCCAAAAUCUUGCCGAAAGCUACAACCAAAACACAACCCGUCUAUGAAAUGCCGAAUUGGUCUAAGGUCACAGAGAUUGAAAAGCUUGUAA
Molecule: messenger RNA, 719 nt
Organism: Rhagoletis pomonella (apple maggot)
Lineage: Eukaryota; Metazoa; Arthropoda; Insecta; Diptera; Tephritidae
Exons: 2
Coding region: 234-719 (161 amino acids)
Molecular function (GO): zinc ion binding; nucleic acid binding
Source: RefSeq, a predicted model, not a curated record